CUGCCGCCGAAACCUCCCACCCAAAAAAAAAAAAAAAACGAGAGAGAGAGAGAAAAAAAAGGCGAAUAAUUCCGCUGUUGCUUCGCUGCCUUUUGCCUUCUUCCUCCUCCUCUCCACCACCACCGCCACCGGCCGACGCAUCUCCGAUUCGAUUUCGCCUUCCCACGAAUCUAUCUCCCCCCGAGUCCCCAGCGAGAUGGCCACGUCGUUCGACCGCUGGGAGAAGGACCCCUUCUUCCCGGCCGCCGAGGAGGUGCAGGAGUCCGCCGACCGGAUGGAGUCGGUGUACAGGAGGUGGUUGCAGGAGAGGAAAGAAGUAGGUGGCGGCGCGGUGGAGACGGCGGCGGAACGUGGUGGUGGUGGAUGGGGGCGAGCCGCUGGGGAUCUCCGCCGCGAGCUGCACACGGCGCUCGGCACCGCCAAGUGGCAGCUUGAUGAGUUGCAGCGGGCUAUUAAAUCAAAUUAUAGUGUUGUGUUAGCUGGCAAAGAUACUAGAGCUCGGCAUGAUGACUUUGUUUCAGCCAUUGGGCAUCGUAUCCUAGAGGUGGAGAAGUUCUUGAAAGAAUCCAAUACUACUGAAGGGCGUGGCCCUCUUAGCUGGGUUCGCUUGGAUGAGGGUGAACGUGAAGAGUUAGCUCAUUUCCUUUCAGCAGGAACUUAUCAAAAACGUGAUGAGGUGGUUACAAUUACAUCUGCUGGUGACAUUGAGGUUGGUAGCAAUGCAAGAAGGGUGAAAAAGGGUGUUUCAAUUGAUAGUUCGAAUGAUUCUUCGGGCUCAGCAGAGUCAGGUUUAGUGUCAACUAAGGAGGAGACAGCUCCAGGUCAUAGGAGAACGGCAAGUGCCUAUGCUGAUAUUGGAUCAUGGACUAUUACAAUUCCUGAUGAGGCCAAUGGCAUCGAUGAACAAUCAUUUGAUGAUCUGCCCAAGGUACCUUUGGUUAAGAGCCCUAGCUCUUCUGUAUUAAUGAAUGCCUUCCAAUCAAAGACAAGAAUGAAGACAAAGAAUGGAGCCAAGAAGUUGGCUGGAGCUGACCAACAGGAUGUUGUGGAAACUCUUCCUCUGACAAAUUCUCGCUCGUGCCAGGGGUUUGAUGGGUUGUUUCAAAGAAGCAAAAGUUGCUUGAGCACCUCUGAUGAUGAGGAUAACUGCAAUAAGAAACUUUAUGGUUGCCUUGGUGCAUUCCGUCGGCUACUUCAGAGGUCUCAGUAUCAAGUUCAAUAUGGACGUCCUAUUCAGUUACUUAUCCUAGCAAUUGUUGUUUUACUAGUCUUAAUUUAUGCCAUGAAGGCAAUUUUGUGACUUUUUUGAUCAACUAGUGUCUCACGAUUGACUUGCACUUCUUCAUCAGCAGUCUGUAAGGUGUAUGACAAUUCAUAGCUGAUGAAACUAAAAGGGGAAGUGGUAUUGUUUCUCUAGCUAGUUGAAUGCCAGUGACAGUGAACACUGUUUUGUAUGUUCGAAGGGAUUCUAUCAUAACUCGCAAGAUUGUCUUGGCUAUGAAGAAACAACCUGACAUGGGAAGCACAACAUUUAGCAACCCAAUAUAGCAAAAUCAGUGAAGGAUUGAUUGUAUGGACCGGCAGAUCAUUUCGUGUGCCUUAAGCCCAGAGGAACUGAACAAUCAUCUUCAUAUACCAGUUUUGCUGAUGCUGCAUCUGCAACAUUUUAAACAGUCUGGUGCAGUACUGCAGCCUUGUUAACCUGUGCAAUUCAGCAGUACAUAGAGCUAGAAUGCUGAUGCUACAACUGGCAAACAACAGUUUUGUGCACGCAGCUGUGGGGUUUGCCUGGAUAAUUGAGUGGCAUCUCCAUGUACUGUAUUCCAAUUACUGAUGUCUCAAGUAUAGUGCUAGGUGGCAUGAACUUUGCGGAAGAAUUUGAGUACCUAUAUUUUGAUGCUAUAGAUUGGCUUGGAGAAGGCUGAAAAUUCAUCUAUUAACACAAGUAUCGCAAGAGCUGCAGGACUACAGGUCUUGCAGCCUGUACAGAUGGUUGUGUUUUGUACACUAGAGGUGCAGUUUAGAAGAACAGAAAAAUUCUUCUGUUCUUAGACAUUGGAGUAACUUUUACCACACGAUUGGCUUGUAACCUGUAAAUAACUACUGCUUCAAAUGAGCACCUGUUCUUACAAAUUUGAUAAUGUUGGGUGUCGGUCUGCACUGCAACAUCCAAAAAACCUUUGUAAGUAAGCACAUGUCAACAGCUUGAAAUUCAACAUACUUCUGAUAAAA
This is a messenger RNA of Oryza sativa Japonica Group (Japanese rice), 2232 nucleotides long. The record is from RefSeq and is a predicted model, not a curated record. NCBI's taxonomy places the organism in Eukaryota, Viridiplantae, Streptophyta, Magnoliopsida, Poales, Poaceae.